This is a messenger RNA of Tachyglossus aculeatus (Australian echidna), 1169 nucleotides long. RefSeq names its product mitochondrial ribosomal protein S18B (gene MRPS18B). Gene Ontology annotation, molecular function: structural constituent of ribosome. Gene Ontology annotation, biological process: mitochondrial translation. Gene Ontology annotation, cellular component: mitochondrion; ribosome. The coding region runs from base 77 to 910 and encodes 277 amino acids. Lineage: Eukaryota; Metazoa; Chordata; Mammalia; Monotremata; Tachyglossidae. The transcript has 7 exons. The record is from RefSeq and is a predicted model, not a curated record.
UUCGCCCCGCCCCCUCCCUUCGACGCGUCCGCGCGCGGCCACGUGCCGCAGUGCGGCUGCCUCGCCUUCUUGACGCAUGCGCGGCGGCCCCCUCCUCGCCCUCGUCCCGGCCCCGCCCCUCCCGUCCGCCAAGAUGGCGGCCUCUGUGGUAGCCACGCUGCUGAGGGGCCUGCGGGUCCUCGCGCCCCUCCGGGGGGCUUCCCCGGCCCAGGCUGCUCCCCGGGCCUUCUGUACCGAAGCCCCCGCGAAGAAAGAAGCCUCCCCCAGCACUGAACGCAUUUCUCCAUUCAAGGAUGCCCCUUGGGAGUAUCUGGAGACAGAAGAGUACCUGGCCCGCUACGGCUCCCGCCCCGUCUGGGCCAACUACCGCCGCAACCACAAGGGUGGGAUCCCGCCGCAGCGCACCCGCAAGACGUGCAUCCGCGGGGACAAGGUUGCCGGGAACCCCUGCCCCAUCUGCCGGGACCAGAAACUGCUUGUGGACUACAGGAACGUGAAGCUCCUGGAGCAGUUUAUCUGUGAGCACACGGGAGUCAUCUUCCACGCCCCCCACACAGGGGUCUGCAUGAAGCAGCACAAGAAGCUGACCCAGGCCAUCAGGCAAGCGAGGGACCACGGCCUCCUGCCCUUCCACAUCCCCGUGGCCGACCUGCGGGACGCGGACUUCAGCAACCAGCACGGAGCCGUGACGCGCACUCCCCCGGGGCCGGCGCUGGCGGCGGGCACCCCCUGGUACCCCUGGUACGCCUGGCAGCACCCGUCCGACAAAGAGAUGGCCCGGAUGCGCCGGCUGUACCGCGGCUAUCUGCGGGAGGAGAGCGGGCCUCCGCCCGAGAGGAUGCCCCAAGUCCCCCGGCCCGCCGCGGCCCCUGUUGUGGGGGAAGAGGAACCCAGGAGCGCAGGAGCCUAGAAGGGGCUCGAGGAUACGGGAGACGCCCCUCCGGGGCGGUCGGACCCAGGAGCCCCCCUCCCACGCUCACACGGCCCGCUUGGCCGUCUCUCCCGCUCGAGUGCUUACUGUGGACGGAGCACUGUACUGAGCGCUUGGACGAGUCCAACAGGACGAGUGGCAGGAGAGAUGGGCCGGCCCAGGUCCCGAAGAGGGGAGGGGUGGGCGGGAAGGGGGUGUGUGGCACCAACUCGCCUGAAUAAAACCUCUGUCCACCUCC